Leucoraja erinaceus (little skate) is the source of this 2830-nucleotide messenger RNA. Its product is annotated as zinc finger protein 229-like. The coding region runs from base 466 to 1677 and encodes 403 amino acids. NCBI's taxonomy places the organism in Eukaryota, Metazoa, Chordata, Chondrichthyes, Rajiformes, Rajidae. Gene Ontology annotation, biological process: negative regulation of transcription by RNA polymerase II. The record is from RefSeq and is a predicted model, not a curated record. Gene Ontology annotation, molecular function: DNA-binding transcription repressor activity, RNA polymerase II-specific. The transcript is spliced from 4 exons.
CGGGCGGCCGGGGCAGCGACGUCAUUUCCGGGCUGAGUCCCCUGCGCCGAGCGGUCUCUCUGUCUCUCUCCGUCUCCGGGGCAACGGGCAGCGCGCGGGCGGGAUGAGAUGAGCCGCGAGUGAGUGAGUGAGUGAGGACCCGGGCCGGGCCGGGCCGGACACGGGAGCCGGAUUUACCACUGGGCUUCAUAGGGAGGUUUCACGGCAGUCGGGUCACGACCCAUGACGGUCCCAUACUGUUGUUACGCUACGCCAAGUGGAGUACACGCGAUGAACUGCAGGUGCGUCAGGAAUCUCGCUGCAGCGUUUUGGACCAUUUGCAGGCAUAGGGUUUAGGAGCUGUUGCUGUGGACGGAGAAACUGAGACGUGAGCAGCCAUUGAUGGCGGCCAGGGUGCGGGUCAGCCCUCCAUCUGCUUGGUGUGCGGGCUGAGCUUCGAGGGGCUGAGUUUUGGUGGAGGACCACAUGGCAGGGCACCAGGGGAAGCGUUAUGAGUGUGACGUGUGUGGCAAGAUCUGGCGGUGGCCGAGCGAGCUGGAGACCCACCUACGGGUUCACACAGGAGAGCGCCCCUUCGACUGCACGGAGUGCGGCAAGAGUUUCAAGGCGUCAAGUGAACUGAAGGUUCACCAGCGAAUGCACAUCGGCGACAAACCAUAUGGCUGCUCCACCUGUGGCAGGAGCUUUCCCCGGUUGUCGCGGCUGCGGGAGCACCAGUGGGUGCACAGCAGUGAGCGGCCCUUCACCUGCUCCGACUGUGGCAAAGGCUUCAUAUCGUUGCCGAAACUGAAGGCGCACAGGCACCUGCAUACCGGCGAGCUCCCCUACACCUGCAGCAACUGCGGCAAGGGAUUCACCCGCUCCAGCAGCCUGCUGGAGCACCAGCGCACCCACACCGUCAAGGGCCCCUACACCUGUGUCCAGUGCGGCAAGGGCUUCACCCGCCCCUACAGCCUGCGGCAGCACCAGCGCAUCCACACCGGCGAGUGUCCCCACACCUGCGCCCAGUGUGGCAAGGUCUUCACCCAAUCCAGGAACCUGCGGGAGCACCAGCAAACCCACACCGGCGAGCGUCGCCACAUCUGCGCCCAAUGCGGCAAGGGCUUCACCAACUCCACCAGGCUGCUGGUGCACCAGCGCAACCACACCGGCGAGCGUCCCUACACAUGCGCCCAGUGCGGCAAGGGUUUCACCUGCUCCUACAGCCUGAUGCUGCACCAGCGCUCCCACACCGGUGAGCGCCCCUACACCUGCGCCCAGUGUGGCAAGGGCUUCACCCACUCCAGCAACCUGCUGGUGCACAAGCGCAUCCACACUGGCGAGCGCCCCUACACCUGCGCCCAGUGUGGCAAGGGCUUCACCCACUCUAGCAACCUGCUGAAGCACCAGCGCACCCACACCGGUGAGCGCCCCUACACCUGCGCCCAGUGUGGCAAGCGCUUCAAGUGCUCCAGCAGCCUGCUGAAGCACCAGCGGGUGCACACCGGCGACCAUGCCGUCCCCAGCCCGGUGGGUGGAGAGCGUUUUGCCAUGGCCUCCCAUGCCCUGUCUCACCAGCACGUGCACACCAGUGGCCAGCCCUACGACUGCCCGUACUGUGGUGAGGCGUUUGACAGCUCGCGGGGGUUGCGGCAGCACCGGCGGGCCCACGCCGGUGAGCAGCUGCCCCCACUGUGACAAGAGCAUGGGGGCUGCGGGAGCACCAGCGGAUACACACCAGAGAGAGACCCUUUGUGUGCGCUGAGUGUGGCAAGGGUUUCACCCGCAUGUCCAGCCUGUGGCAGCACCGGCGUACCCACAGCGGUGAGCGUCCCUUCCCCUGCCCGUCCUGUGGUAAGGGCUUCACCCGCCUUGACCACCUGCUGGAGCACCGGCGAGUCCACAUCUGCCAGCGCCCCUUCACCUGCCCACUCUGUGGCAAGGCCUUUGCCCGCUCCUCCAGCCUGCUGGCACACCGCCACGUGGAUAGGCGCUGUUUAGGUAAACACAUAAUGCUGGAAGGAAUGGGUAAUGUUUCUGGUCGAGACCCUCCUCAGUCUCGACCCAAACAGUCACCCAUUGAGAACCAUGAGAAAACAUUUCUCAUGAGAAAAACACUUUUCACACAGAGAGUGGUGAAUCUCUGGAACUCUCUGCCACAGAAUGUAGUUGUGGCCAGUUAAUUGGCUAUAUUUAAGAGGGAGUUAGAUGUGGCCCUUGUGGCUAAGGGGAUCAGGGGGUAUGGAGAGAAGGCAGGUACGGGAUACUGAGUUGGAUGAUCAGCCAUGAUCAUAUUGAUUGGCGGUGCAGGCUCGAAGGGCCGAAUGGCCGACUCCUGCACCUAUUUUCUAUGUUUCUAUUCCUUUUCUCCAGAGGUGCUCUCUGUCUCGCUGAGUUACUCCAGCAUUUUGUGUCCAUUUUUGUAAAUCAGCAUCUGCAGUUCCUUGUUUUUAAACCAUUUUGGUUAACCAUCUCUGCACCUUCCCCAAAGCCUCCACAUCAGUCCUGUAAUGGAGUGACUAGAACUGUAUGCAAUACUCCAAAUGCUACCUGACCAAUGUCCCUUAAAGCUGCACAUAUACAUUCCUCUCUCCUUAUCUCACAUCCUUUUAUCUCCUUAUUUUCUCUCGUCUCUGUCACUUCACUCAUCUGCCGAUCACCUGCCUCAUCUGUUAACUUAUUGUCAGUCUGAAGAAGGGCUCCGAUCCAAAAUGUCACCUAUCCAUGUUCUUCAGAGAUGCUGCCUGACCCGCCGAGUUACUGCAGCAUUUAGAGUGUUAGAGUCAUAGAGUGAUACAGUAUGGAAACAGGACCUUCGGCCCAGCUUGGCCACACCAACCAACAUGUCCCG